Molecule: messenger RNA, 1546 nt
Organism: Panicum virgatum (switchgrass)
Lineage: Eukaryota; Viridiplantae; Streptophyta; Magnoliopsida; Poales; Poaceae
Product: kinetochore protein SPC25 homolog
Exons: 8
Coding region: 156-1109 (317 amino acids)
Biological process (GO): chromosome segregation
Cellular component (GO): Ndc80 complex
Source: RefSeq, a predicted model, not a curated record
GUUUCUGGAAUUCCCUCCCUUUCUUCUCUCGCAAAAAAAAACAGCAUUUCUUCUCCAGAGAGAGGAGGGAGAGAGACGCUCGCCACCGCGGACGCGGAGGCACCACCGGCCGUUGUCGUCGGAGGAGUGCAGGGCCCGCUUGAGCCGAGCAGCUCAUGGCGGCCGCCCUCGAGCGGGCGGCCCCCGUCGUAGCCACCGCGCCUGGCGGAGGCGGGGCGGAAGGUCUGGAUCCGCAGUGGAGGAAGACGGCGGCGGCGGCGCUGCGGGGGCGGAUGGCGGCGCAUCGCGACUGGGAGGCUGGCUCCGCCACGCUACCGUCCGCCCACUCGCUCGCCCUCCAGGCCUUCUCGCGCCAAGGCACCCGGGAGCAGCUCAAAGGACUCAAGGAUGAGUUGCGCGACCUCCAAUCUCAGCUCACCGAAACUCUCUCCGUUCAAUUGUGCAAGGCAUCAAAGGGCAAACUCACCACCGAGUCGAUUUCAGACGCUACUGCUAUGAUCGAGCAGCUCGGUAACUUGGUUGCAGAUCUGAGGGACAAGAGAGACAAACGCACCACAGUCAUAUCCGAGGAACUUCAUGCUCUUGAACCACUUGAAGCAAGUAGUAAUGAAGAUGCAGCAGUGCAGGAUAAGAUGGAAGAAGCUAUUUUCUGGUAUGAAAAGUUUCUUGGCUUCAAGACUGUUGGAGGAGAAGAAGGUGUGAAGUUUGUUUUCAACAAGGUUGACCCACAAAGUCCAGAGAAGGAAUACUCAAUUUGCAUAAAUUUUGAUAAAGAUAGAUAUAACUCAGUGCUCCAAUGUGAUCCGCACAUCAAAGAUGUUGAGAAACUUGUGACAGAUUUGAAUUUGAGUGAUAAUGUAGUCAAGUUUUUAAGGAUCAUCAGAGAGAAAUUCCAGUCAUCUGCAAUGAAUGGAGCUCUUCCUAUAAGCCCAGUUGUUGAACCAGAUGCCUCUGCUGCACCAAUUCCAUCUCCCAUGGUGACUUCAGUUGACGGCAGGAGUGAGGAUGUUCCGAAGCAGUCUCUUCCUGCUAAGAGAGGAGCCACAGCCCGAUCAGCAACACCUCCUGGCAGCUUUCGUCGUUCCUCACGUGUCAAGGGCGUGCGGUGAGCUGGCAGCCAAGCAGAUUCUGACCUGGACAAGCUGAUGAAUCCUCCUCUUUUGCCUGCGAUUCGGUGGAAGCCUAGAAGGAACCAUGUGAUUAGCUGAUAUGGCGUGGUGAUUCUACUGUUCUUAUGGUGCUUUUUGCCCCCUUCUUCUAAUUGGAACCUUAUGGUGUGGGUGUGGUGGCUCGGCAGAGUGGCUAACUUUGCCUGUAAAUAGUUUGUUAUAGUCUGCUAUAAGUGUUGUCGUUGAGAUCUCCACAACCAUGAGUAGAAAGUGACUACUUGGUUUUCUGAAAUUUCCAUGACUAACAGAGGGCCCACUGAAGCAUGCCCAAUUGCCCAAGUACUACUUGUUUUGGUGAGUGUACACUUUGGCCGCUGAGUCUGAAUGUACCAAUGUGCUGUUCCAUGCUAUACGGGAUGUACCAAUGCCCGUACCAA